Aspergillus piperis CBS 112811 is the source of this 2658-nucleotide messenger RNA. Its product is annotated as hydrogen/calcium exchanger domain-containing protein. The coding region runs from base 1 to 2658 and encodes 885 amino acids. Gene Ontology annotation, biological process: intracellular calcium ion homeostasis; calcium ion transmembrane transport. Gene Ontology annotation, molecular function: calcium:proton antiporter activity. Gene Ontology annotation, cellular component: fungal-type vacuole membrane. The transcript has 6 exons. NCBI's taxonomy places the organism in Eukaryota, Fungi, Ascomycota, Eurotiomycetes, Eurotiales, Aspergillaceae. The record is from RefSeq and is a predicted model, not a curated record.
AUGGUACCUUCAGCGAACUUGCUUGGCUUUGCGGGCGGCGAGCUAGCCAAAAAGCUGCCCAAAGUAUUUGGCGUCCUGCUGGAGACGUUUCUCAGUUCUGUCGUGGAAAUAGUCCUUUUCAUGGUCUUGAUCCACAAGGACAAGGGAGGCAAUCUGAUCCCUGUCAUCCAAGCCGCCAUUCUAGGCUCGAUCCUGGCAAACCUCCUUCUCUGCUUAGGCCUAUGCUUUUUCUUUGGAGGCAUUGGGCGAGAAGAUCAAUCAUUCCAUGAGGCCGUCAGCGAAGUGGGCUCAGGACUUCUUCUAGUGGCAGGGUUCGGCCUUCUGAUCCCGAGUGCUUUCUAUGCGACUUUAAAAAGCAAUGCAUCGCAUACACAUGUACAAAUCUCGACACAAACACUGAAUCAGUCUACACUGAUUAUCAGUAGAGCCACAGCCGUCAUACUCCUAGUGGCUUUCAUCAUGUAUCUGUUCUACAACCUCCACAGCCAUCAUAGCAUAUUCGACGAAGUCCUUGAAUUCGAUGAGCAUCUGGAUGAAGAUCGUGAACAGGAAAUGAAGCGCGCAAAGCUUACGUUGAUUGAGUGCUUUGUGGCUAUUGCAAUAUCUCUCGCAUGCGUCUGCAUGUCGGCCGUCUUCCUGGUGGAAGAAAUAGAGGAUAUUGUGAAUGAGAGAGGUGUAUCUGACAAUUUUAUGGGCCUUAUUCUUGUGCCACUUGUUGAGAAGGCAGCAGAGCACUUGACUGCUAUUGAUGAAGCUUGGGACAAUCAGAUCAAUUUUGCACUCUUUCAUUGCCUGGGUCCCUCGAUCCAGACUGCGCUGUUGAACGCGCCGCUCGCAGUCAUUGUCGGCUGGGGUAUUGACAAGGAUAUGGGUCUGAAUUUCGAGAUCUUUAUGAUUGUUUUGGUCGUUUUGUCCAUCCUAGUUGUUGGAAACUUUCUUCGAGAUGGAAAGUCCAACUAUCUGGAAGGAGGGCUCUGCGUUCUGGUCUAUGUUAUUAUCGCCGUCACUACAUGGUACUACCCUCAGAUUGUAGCGGAGGGUGAGUCUGAGGCCAAUCAUUCAAUGGACCCAUCAUCGACCAUUAUCUCCGCUCUCAAAGAUCGCGAACUCUCGAUUAAUCGCGAUCAAAUCAAGUCCGCCCUCGUUGAGAGGAUAGAAGGUACUGAGCUUGCAAAAUGGCUGACGGAGCAUCUCAGUACCGACACACUGUUGUCGCAAGAGGAGCUCAUACUGUAUUUCCAAUCCCGCUUCACAACGGACCUUUCCCAGUCACUGAUUGCUUUGGUUACUAUUAGGUACUCGAAGCUUGAAGAGUCCGGUGCCUUGCAGAGCCUUCUCACCAAUCCUAAUCUCAAAGCAACUCGCCCGCUUGUGGAUGAUGACCUUCGACGCGCGAUUGAAACACUAAACGCCUCCACGGCUGCAAUACAAAGACAGACCAAAACACUAGCAUCGCAGUACGAGAGCUUAAACGGAUCUAUCACCUCGGAUGACGAACUGGGGCUCAGACAAAAUCGGGACAAUGCACGAUUGCGCCAGAAGCAUACUGACUUGGCUCACGCAUUGGAAUCAGAGUUGAGAGGCGUAUCUGAGCAAGCUUCAGCAGACGCCAAGAGGAUACUCUCGUCUCUGACAGCUCGAUUUAAGGAAGAUGAUAGGUUGAUCGCGAACCUGGAGAGGCUGGCAUCCGGGAUAGAAACGAGUCAACAAGAUGAGAACAGUGCAAAGAUAGCUUUGGAGAGAUGUACUGCCCUUGCUCAAUGCCUUGCCGAUGAGAUCAGGUGUCGACUGGAUCGGUUAUAUCUGGAAUCGAUACAGGCAGGACCAACGAUAGCGCGAACUGAGCCAGCACCCGCUGAAAAUGAGCCGUUGGCUGCGCUGGAGGAAGAACUUGAAUCCCUCUACCCCGAAAUCGAAAUACUAGCUGAGAUGUCCACGAGACAACAGUUCGCCGAACCUAUAAUAGGCGAGUUAAGCAGUCACCACGAGGAGCUGCAGAAUGCCUCACAUGAAACGCUGGACUAUGUUUUGGACGUAGUAUCGGAGAUGACAUCGUCUACAAAUGGCCUUGUCAAGUGUCUGCAGGACAGGGAGUCUUACUGUGGGACUCUGGAAGCUAUCGCUGCUGCGCACCGAUCAGAGAUUGGCGAUAUCUUCUUGGGCCCGCCUGUUAACAGGAGAGAGUCUUUGAGGCGUUCCUCUGUACAGCCCGUUUCGGGUUUUACUUCAGCACAAAAAGACAAUCGGCUCCAUGAAUCUCAAUCACUAGCGAAAGUGUUACGCCGAGUAGGAUUAUCUUUGGAUUCAGUGCUCCAUGCAGACGAAGCCAGUGAAUACGCAGAUAAUCUAAAGGAGAAGCGAUAUCAGUUGACUGAGAGCCUAAAUGACCAUGGUAUUGCCGCAGACUCGCCGCUCAUGGCUGAGUUACUCCCGACAGACCGGGCGAUCCAGCUUCUCUCCACUUCCUUGCACGCCGAUUCUGAAUUCGAGACCUCACUUGCGAAUAUGGACCACCAGAGGAAGCUCUCUAAUCUCGAAGACGAUUUGAAGAGUGUUCAGAAGGGGCUUGAGGGACUCGACAUGAGCGUGGUUCAUAGAAGAGAUAGAGGGCAGGAGAAAUUUGUGGAGAUGUGGAGUUCGAAGGCCGUGGACGACUGA